GCCCCGCUCGCGUUUGCCCCGCCGCGCAGGCUCAUGGAGGGGCGCUCGGGUUCCCCUAGCGAGCCCCGCGUCUGCCCAGGGCGGGCCGUACUGUGCCGCGGCCCCGUGGAGCCGCUCGUCUUCCUUGCUAACUUUGCCUUGGUCCUGCAGGGCCCGGUCACCACGCAGUAUCUGUGGCACCGAUUCAGUAUUGACCUCGGCUACAAUGGCACGCGCGAUAGGGAUAGCUGCAGCAACCACAGCGCGAACCCCACCAUGCAGGAAGUGGAAACCCUCACCUCCCACUGGACCCUCUACAUGAACGUGGGCGGCUUCCUAGUGGGGCUCUUCUCGUCCACCUUGCUGGGGGCCUGGAGUGACUGUGUGGGCCGCCGCCCGCUGCUGGUGCUGGCCUCGCUCAGCCUGCUGGUCCAAGCCGUGGUGUCCAUCUUUGUGGUACAGCUGCAGCUCCACGUUGGCUACUUCGUGCUGGGCCGCAUCCUUUGUGCCCUCCUUGGCGAUUACAAUGGCCUCCUGGCUGCUGGCUUCGCCUCCGUGGCGGAUGUCAGCUCUAGCAGGAGCCGCACCUUCCGCAUGGCCUUGCUGGAAGCGUGCAUCGGGGUGUCUGGGACGCUGGCGAGCCUUCUUGGGGGCUACUGGCUGCGGGCCCAGGGUUAUGCCAACCCCUUCUGGCUGGCCUUGGCCUUGCUCAUAGCCAUAACUCUCUACGCAGCAUUCUGCUUUGGCGAGACCGUGAAGGAGCCGACCCAAGCCCGGCUCUUCACGCUUCGUCACCACCGAUCCAUUUUCCAGCUGUAUGUGACUCCAUCCCCGGAAAAAUCCAGGAAGCAUUUGGCCCUCUACUCAUUGGCCAUCUUCGUUGUAAUCACUGUGCACUUUGGGGCCCAGGACAUCAUGACCAUCUAUGAGCUGAGCGCACCCCUCUGCUGGGACUCCAAGCUAAUUGGUUAUGGUUCUGCGGCUUACCACCUCCAGUACCUCACCAGCUUGCUGGGCCUUCGGCUUCUUCAGUACUGCCUGGCUGACACCUGGGUGGCCGAGAUCGGCCUGACCUUCAACAUCCUGGGGAUGGUAGUCUUUGCAUUCGCUACCAUCACACCCCUCGUAUUCACAGGAUAUGGGCUCUUCUUCCUGUCAUUAGUGACUACACCUGUCAUCCGGGCCAAGCUCUCCAAGCUGGUGAGCAAGUCAGAGCAUGGUGCUCUCUUCUCUGCUGUGGCCUGUGUGAAUAGCUUGGCUAUGCUGAUGGCUUCAGGCAUCUUCAACUCACUCUACCCAGCCACGCUGAACUUCAUGAAGGGGUUCCCCUUCCUCCUGGGUGCUGGCCUCCUCUUCAUCCCAGCCAUUCUGAUUGGGGUGUUGGAGAAGGUUAAUCCUCACAGUGAAUUCCAGCAAUUUCCUGAGAGCCCCAGAUCUGCCCGGACCGGGGGACAGGACAUUGGAGCGGAGUGACCACUAACCAACUGGAAAGAUACCUCUGCAGUCCCGGCCCACAGCAGCACCAGCAGCUUCUCUCAAAGGGCAGUGCUUACCUUGGACAAGGUGGUCAAGCUAGACCAAGGGUCCCUACCUCAUCCACAGCGUGCCAACCUAUGACUCUAGGAUAUAGAAUCAUACCUCAGAGGCCCAUCAGGGCAGGUGGUGGGGAAGCCACUGAGACAGGAGCCUGAUCACCCUUUAUGCCAUCCGUCAUUUAGAACCCUCCAGGGAAGAGGAGAGGCCCUGAUGGAGGUGAUACUUCAGGAACCAGCUGGCGCAUGAAAGCUGGUAUCUUUACUUCCAGCCAAAAUGGUAUGGCCCAUGGGGCUCAAUUCAUGAUACGUGCACCAGCCACCAGUCACUCUUUAGUGAUAAAUGUCGUGUUCCAUUAGUGCUAGCCUUGUGGGGAGGGAGGACUGUGGGAAGGGCUUGGUGCCCUCUGGAGAGAGAGGGUUGCUGUCUGUGGUGGGGAGCCAGUCCUUGGCUGUGGCCUGCCUGUCCCAGGACUUCACCAUGCCAAUCAUGAUAAUAAAUCCAUAUAAACACAAUGAGAUGAACCUUCUGGCCCCUAAGGCAUGGGGUCUUGGGGCCCCUUGUUUUCCUGCUCCUGGUCUGCCUGCCACAGGUCAGAGAACAGUAGGUGCUGGGAUGGGCAGGAGCCCCUGAGCUGCCCACAGGCUUGGUGCUGGGUGUCGCCAGCCCAGGCCUCAUACAGACACCCAUUUUCUUCUCCUGAGCUGCUGGGAGAUGAGCUGCCAGGCUUGCAGGAGGCUAGCGAAAAAGCUGGGGGUAGUGCCCUGCCACCUCAUUCCUGAGGGUCAGUCAGAGAUUCACUCCUGAAGGGACCAAUACUGGUCUUCCUGGCAGCAGGAAUCAGUCCUGUUACCAUGGAGCCCUCCAAUAUCUCCUAUCAGUGGGCAUUUCAGCAGAGCCAUGUGCUGAAGACCGUCCCCGGUGCCACUGUCGUAGGUCACUGGGAACCUGGGAGAUGAGCCUGAUUCCCCAGAUGACUCGGGGACCUUUGCUUCCCAUGGACACCGAGGGGCCCAUUUCUAGGGAGUUGGGAAGGUCUGGAUCCGAAGUGGAAAGGCAGAAUCUGGCUAAUAUUAAGGCACGGGCACAGACCCAAGUCACGGUGGCACUCGACUCUUCCAUCCAGGGUUGCCCACAGGGCCUUACUCCCCUGCUGCCAUUUCCACCCUCAUUUCCUUUUACUUGCCCUGCCAGCCCGAGUUUCCUGGCCAGAAGUCAUGCAAGUAAAGUGAGGGUGGCCCAGGGCCAGCUGGGGCCUCUGUAGCCUGGGCCUGUUUCCAGGUGCCUGUCUCACUGUUCCCUGUGUAAUUGGGAGACCAAGGUCAGGAGAGGGCCCACCACUGACUGUCAGCAUGAGGUGGCCAGAAGAGUAGGGAAAAGGUCUCAACUGGCCUCAGGCCUGGGUCUACUCUGGGCACUGCCACAGGCUAGCUGUGUGACCAUAAGCAGGCCCCUCUGUGAAGGGGUAGAUCAGCAACACCCCACAUUACCUAAUUGUAGAAAUCCCACGUGAUUAAGCAAGUUUAGGAAACACUGGAUUAGAUGAUGUUCUGAGAUCCCUCCGAAUUCAUACAUUCUAGAAAGCUGCCUCUCUUCAUUGUCCUGCGUGGACCUGGGGAAGGAUGAAUGAACUGUUGCUGAACUUUUGGCCCAAAGGUCAGAAUGGCCUUUAAGUGUCCCUGAGCAGUUCUGGGCCCCUGGGAAUUGGGAUGAAGACCUAGCUGACUCAGCCCCAACCUGGGAGCAGCGGCUGAAGCCUAGCUAAGCAGAAAAUCCUGAGCCUGCAGACCUGGGUCAAAGCAGGCUUUGGGGGGAAGGCUACUUCUCAGCCCUCUGUCUCAGGAUGGGCCAGGCCUGGGUCAAAGAUGAGGGCCGAGGUCCUUGCCAUGGCUGUGGUCUGUGUGGUAUUUGUCAUGGCGAGGCAGUCACCCCUGAAUACACUGGCCGGGUGGGGGGCGGCGGGGGGGCAGUCAUCCCUUCAGCUGCUCUGGCUAGGGCCGGAAUCUGGACUCUAAUUCUCCAGAGAGACAGAAGAGGGGGACAGAGGUCAACCAGAAAGCCAGGCAGUCGAGAUGGGCAACAGUAGAGGGUGUACCAAAAAAAAAGAAAAAAGGACCAGGAAACCUCUCAGAGUACUGCCCAUAGGGGUCUCAGGGGAGCAGGAUGGAUUGGAAACAAAAUGACAAAAAGCUUUGCUGGAAGACACUUGUCACACUGUAUUAUGUCUGUGCCCUGAAGGCAGCAUCCAGUCUGCCUCAUUCACCUUGCCCAGGGCCUCACCCUGGGACUGGCACUGGUGGGGACUCUUGUUGCAUGAAAGAAGGAAAGAGGGUAAGCAGGGAACCGAGUGAGCCAGAGCUGAAGAGCUGGGCCAGGACGCUGAAGGCAGUGUCUUUGGCAGGGAGGAGAGUGGAAGAAGAGCCCCAGGCAUGGAGGGAGACCUUUGACUUGGAUGAUGUGGCUGGAGAGCUAGGGGUGACCUGGCCUGCACCUUAGGAGUGGGAGCUGCGAGCUGAGCCAGCCUUGAGAUGUGAACCCACUGCUCUUAGGAGGGAAGGGGCAAGGCAGGUUCCAGCAGACCCCACUAACUAGAGCCUGGAUUAUUGGAGAGAGGGCACCAGUAGAGGGUGGGGCAGAACGACAUUCCUACGUGGUCCCUGGAUCAGCCUUUUGCUGCUAAAGCCAACCCCCCGCUGCCAGAUUCUUUGGGGCAAGGGAGAAGCCAACUGUCUGUGGCUGUAGGGGACAGCCUCUGGAUGAUCCUCCCAGAUCAGUUCCACCAGGUCGUUGGACUGGUGCCAGAGAUCCCGGGGCUGCCACUGACAAGUUGGGAACCUGGACACAUGACUCAACCUUUCUGAGCCUCACUGUCCUUACCUGUAAAAUGGAGAGGAUAGUACCAGAUAGGGUUGCUGCGAUGAUUACAGAGACCAUGGAAUGGAGUGUUUAGGAAAUGGCAGAGAUUCGUGAGGGGUUUGUGUU
Molecule: messenger RNA, 4494 nt
Organism: Loxodonta africana (African savanna elephant)
Lineage: Eukaryota; Metazoa; Chordata; Mammalia; Proboscidea; Elephantidae
Gene: SLC46A1
Product: solute carrier family 46 member 1
Exons: 5
Coding region: 34-1452 (472 amino acids)
Biological process (GO): transmembrane transport
Cellular component (GO): plasma membrane
Molecular function (GO): transmembrane transporter activity
Source: RefSeq, a predicted model, not a curated record